Molecule: messenger RNA, 651 nt
Organism: Cynara cardunculus var. scolymus (artichoke)
Lineage: Eukaryota; Viridiplantae; Streptophyta; Magnoliopsida; Asterales; Asteraceae
Product: chromo domain protein LHP1-like
Exons: 1
Coding region: 1-651 (216 amino acids)
Biological process (GO): heterochromatin formation
Source: RefSeq, a predicted model, not a curated record
AUGAAAGUCACAAUUAUAGAGGAACCUUUAUCAGUUCCUUCUGUCCCUGAUGCCAACUUUAGUAAUGGGACAGAAACCAAUGUUGGGGGCACAGGCAAUAACGGAACAACGAACCCGUCACAUGAUACUGGAUUGUUAAUGGUUUCCACGCAAAUUGGAGAAAGGCAAGAGAGAAAUGAGUUGGAUGCAUAUCUUAAUCAACUUAAAGUUGCAUCUUCCCGCAAUCAGGAUAGCUUGAGUGAUGUUGCUAUCCAUAUUCAAGAAGCUCGACCAACUGAAGGGGUUAGUCCAGUAGAAGUUAGACCUACAGAUGGAAUCUUGAAGGUUGAUGGAACGGAAGCUAGAAGGGUUGGUCCCCUCAUUGGAGCUAGAAGGAGGAAGUCUUUUGCUAUUAAGCGGUUUAAGCAAGAACCAAACUCAGGUCUCAGAAAUGAUGCCCUUGGAAACACAACAGGUGAUGGUGUCGUAGUUGGACAAGAUGUGAUUAAGAAUACAAACGGGUUGGAUCCUAAUAACAUCGUAGAUGCUCCCCCAAUCAUCUCUGAAAUUAUAAAGAUAAUCAAACCCGUGAACUAUUCAACAUCUAUAGUUAACGACACAGAGAAGGCGUCUGUAUGCUUUUUGGUCAGGAGGUUUAAAGCAAGCUCAUGA